Molecule: messenger RNA, 721 nt
Organism: Dichomitus squalens LYAD-421 SS1
Lineage: Eukaryota; Fungi; Basidiomycota; Agaricomycetes; Polyporales; Polyporaceae
Exons: 1
Source: RefSeq, a predicted model, not a curated record
GGCGGGCGGGAACCGCCGGGCACGAAUGCCCCGUCCCCGGUUCGAUGAUGAGUCGGGAGGACGAGUCGGAUGAAACAGGAACAGAGGCAUCGGAGACUAUGGUGGAUGUUGCUGAGAGUGAGAGAUUGCUAGGCAGAAGAAGAAGUGAAUUGCUGUGUUCAUAUACGACUGCUGGUGAUCGAUGCUGAGGCGGGAUGCCUUGUAGAGAGGCUCGAUAGUGGUGGUUGGUGACGAGGAGUGCUGGCCGUCCUGCACUGCCCUUUAUACCUCUGCGCGCGGAGGCUGGCGAACCGCUGCUCGGCUCGGGACGAAUGUCAACCACUACUUCGAUCACCGACAGACUGAGUUCCUUCACGGGAGGCUGCGUUAUUCGCGAGCAUUGUGCCUUCACAGGAAGGUGAUGUGGUUGGGUUUCUUGCGAUCGCACCUCCAACAACAGGCAGGCGAGGUAGAUUGGUUGGAUGUGCCACACCUGGAAUUGUUCCCCGGCCGCGGCUGGUCUAGACUGGUGAACCUCUCGAUUGUCACCCUUGCAGGCUCACAAACCAGUGUUAGGCGUGACGAUUGCCGGUGUCUGGGACCAGACUGUCGGGAGGCUUACCGCUGCAUUCGCUCAUCGAGAGGAGUGUGGAUGGUUGUUGAACUUGCAGACAAACAUCAUUCACACAUAACUCGCAUUGCGACCAUCCAGUUAAGUGCUCUCUGUGUAUUCGGGUACAAC